ACGUGCAUCACGAAAAGUUGUUACCUCCGAGAAACCGGGGGAAGCGGGACCGGCGCUUGGAGUGCCAAGACAGCUUGUUCCAAACAAACAUUGAAGCCAUAAGGAACAUUUAAAAUAAAAAUCAAUAACAGAAUGAGCAUGUUUCCCUAGGAGACUCUUGGAAUGUAUUUUCUCAUGCCCUCUAGCCUGCUUACUUACUCACUCCUUUGAUAUUUCCACUUCAUCAAAGCAUCUUCUGUAGUGAAGGGUGCUCUCUUUGCAGAGGUGUUGUCCCAUCUGCAAGCUUCCUGGGAGAGUCAUGGGGAUCCGGGUGCUGCGUUUCUCUCUGGUGGUCAUCCUUAUGUUACUGCUAGUGGCUGGAGCUCUGACCAAUCUCCUUCCAAAUAUCAAAGAAGACAAGAUCCUCACUCUGCGCAGGGAGAUGAAACCCCAGGGCAAGUCCCCACUGGAUUCCUUUACUCUCAUUAUGCAGACGUACAACAGAACGGAUCUCUUGUUAAGACUUCUAAAUCAUUAUCAGGCAGUCCCUCACCUGCACAAAGUGAUCGUUGUGUGGAACAAUGUCGGUGAGAAGGGGCCGGAUGAGUUGUGGAACUCUCUGGGGCCACACCCUGUCCCUGUGAUCUUCAAACCGCAAACAACAAACAGAAUGAGAAAUCGAUUACAGGUCUUCCCAGAACUGGAAACCAAAGCGGUGUUAAUGGUGGAUGACGAUACACUCAUUAGUGCCCAGGAUCUUGUUUUUGCUUUCUCAGUUUGGCAGCAAUUCUCUGACCAAAUUGUAGGAUUUGUACCUCGAAAGCAUGUCUCCACUUCCUCAGGUAUCUAUAAUUAUGGUGGAUUUGAACUACAAGCACCCGGGUUGGGAAAUGGGGACCAGUACUCUAUGGUGCUGAUUGGAGCCUCGUUCUUCAAUAGCAAGUAUCUGGAACUCUUCCAAAGGCAGCCUGCAGCCCUCCAUGCUUUGAUAGACGAAACUCAGAAUUGUGAUGAUAUUGCCAUGAAUUUCAUCAUCACCAAGCACAUUGGGAAGACUUCAGGUGUAUUUGUGAAACCUGUAAAUAUGAUUAAUCUGGAAAAGGAAACCAAUGGCUAUUCCGGAAUGUGGCAUCGAGCUGAACACUUUCUGCAGAGGUCUUACUGCUUAAAUAAGCUUGUUAAUAUCUAUGAUGGCAUGCCCCUAAAAUACUCCAACAUUAUGAUAUCUCAGUUUGGUUUUCCAUAUGCCAAUCACAAAACUAAAAUGUGAAAGGAAAGCAGAGGAGAAACUUUGCACCACUAUCUUUAGAUCUCAGCCUCCUCAGUAGCUAGGAUUAUAGCCGUGAACCACCAGCAUCCAGCCAGAUGAUUGUUUUAAUGAGAAGCCUGAAAUGCCUCUUUUAUGCAAAAGCCCACAGUGUAGGGAAAAGGAAUUAAAGAAAGUUUUAACCCAAUUUAAAAAGGAAAUUUUGUUGCUCCCAGUGCAUUCCCCCAUGGCCCUUCUGAAUGUGGUUUUGAUAUAGCUAUUGGUGCUUUUAUAUUCAUUGAUUAGCCUGUUAGGAUUGAGAGUGCAAGUGUCAUAGCUCAGCAAUGUCUAGUUGUUUGCUUGAGUUGUGUCAGCAUUAAUUGCAUGAACCACUCCGAAAUGGAGAGUUUCUUAUAUGCAUCAAUGGGCAGCUAGGAAAAAAGUUAAUCACAUUUUGUUACUGAAUGUGACCUUGCUAAUGUCUAUCAAUUUAUGUUUUACCAUAAAUCCUCUAUUUAUAAACAUGUGCAAAAUAACUUCUGAAAGAAUGAUUUAAGUAAAAGCUUGCAGAAGUUAAAACCCUUAUUAGUAUCAACUUUUUAUUAAGGCUUAGGUUACCUCGUGGAUAGUAAGCAGGUAUGUGUGUAUCACACACAAAUGCUUGCAUUCAGAACAUUUUUUUCCCUGUUUCAAACAAGACCCAAGGCACUAUGCAUCCUGAUAAAGUUUCAGUUACACCAGAAGCACUGACAAGAGAGUCCCAGCAGAUAGGAGUCAGAGGCUGCCACUCACAGUUACAUGAGCUGGUGGCUUUGCCCUCCCUGGUAUCUUUU
Messenger RNA from Perognathus longimembris pacificus (Pacific pocket mouse), 2058 nucleotides. It is a transcript of the gene Extl2, whose product is annotated as exostosin like glycosyltransferase 2. Gene Ontology annotation, molecular function: glycosyltransferase activity. The transcript is spliced from 6 exons. Lineage: Eukaryota; Metazoa; Chordata; Mammalia; Rodentia; Heteromyidae. Gene Ontology annotation, cellular component: membrane. Bases 299 to 1249 code for a protein of 316 amino acids. The record is from RefSeq and is a predicted model, not a curated record.